Molecule: messenger RNA, 492 nt
Organism: Tilletiopsis washingtonensis
Lineage: Eukaryota; Fungi; Basidiomycota; Exobasidiomycetes; Entylomatales
Product: putative mago nashi protein
Exons: 5
Coding region: 12-452 (146 amino acids)
Biological process (GO): RNA splicing
Cellular component (GO): exon-exon junction complex; nucleus
Source: RefSeq, a predicted model, not a curated record
CCUCCUCCGCCAUGGCCAGCAGCGACUUCUACCUGCGCUACUACAUCGGGCACGAGGGCCGGCACGGGCACGAGUGGCUCGAGUUCGAGUACAACCGCGGCCGCCUGCGCUAUGCCAACAACAGCAACUACCGCAACGAGAGCCUGCUGCGCAAGGAGAUGUGGGUCUCGCCGCUGCUCGUCGAGGAGCUGCGGCGGCUCGUGCAGGAGUCGGAGAUCAUGAAGGAGGACGACGGCAAGUGGCCGAAGAAGAACAUCGUCGGGCGCCAGGAGCUCGAGGUGCGCCUGGGCAACGAGCACAUCAGCUUUGAGACGGCCAAGCUGGGCUCGCUGGUCGAGGUGCAGGACUCGGAGGACCCAGAGGGGCUGCGGGUGUUCUACUACCUCGUGCAGGACCUCAAGUGCCUCAUCUUCAGCCUCAUCAGCCUGCACUUCAAGAUCAAGCCGAUCUGAAGGGCGCCGGGCAGCAGGGAUCAAUGAGACGCGUCUGGGC